UUUGUUGUUAUAUUAUUUAUUAGUUAUAUUGUAGUAUUUAAUACAACUAUAUUCAACGGAAUAAGUUAACACCACACAGACUAUUUUAUUUGUUCCAGUCGGUCUGACCGGAAGUGCGCCGAGGCAGCGCAGAGUGGACGUGCUGGAACUUGAAGCGGCUGCGCUAACAGAAAUAAGACGUGGCAUUAAAAACCGUUUGUGUGAUCCGAUUCAAGCUGUCGAUCGUUUAUUAUCGUUCAUUUGUUUUAGACUGUGAUCAUGGCCUCGGCUGCGGGCAAAUGGGAGGUGGUGAAAAAAGGGAAAAAGUCGAAUAACAGCAGCAGUAAACCUCAACAGCAGGAGAAGAAUGCCGUCAGGAAAGCGUUGAGAGAGGCCAAUCUGUCAUACAGCGACACAAGCCCCAUGAUGUCUGAGACCAUCUACGACGGCUUUGAGAAGAUGGCGAAGAAACAAAAUAAGGAGCAGGUUCCUCCGGCCGCCGAACCCCAGCAGAAGAAACAGACAAAGAAAUCUCCUGUCAGCGGAAGCUCCAGCCCGACCCACUACAAAACACUGGAGGAGGCUGUUAAAGCUCUGGACAUUGUAGAGUGGAAGCAGAAGUUAGAGAAAAGUCAGAGUCUCUUUCCUGACAAUCCUUCCAUCUGGAUGAAAGAUCUGGCUGGAUAUCUGAAUUAUAAACUCCAAGCACCAGACACAGACCCCACGCUCAGCAGCUACACACAUGAUUAUCCCUACUGCCUUGCUGGUAAGGAGUUGAAGGCCAUAAUUAAAAACCUGAUGAGUAAAUGUGCAGACUCACUUGCAGAAUUCUUUGACCACUGUAUGUACACCAUGUUGAGAGAGCAGGACAGACAGCCAGCAGGUGAACCUCUGCACGGCUACAGGAUGUGUAUUCAAGCCCUCAUGCAGGACAAACCCAAAAUAGCCACGCUGAACCUGACAGAUCAUCUGGAGCUCCUGCGGUCGCAUCAGAGCCGGCCAGUCAAAUGUCUGACCAUCAUGUGGGCUCUGGGACAGGCGGGCUUCUAUGACCUCAGUCAGGGCGUUAGAGUUUGGUUGCGCAUCAUGCUUCCCGUCCUUGGGGUCAAGUCACAGUCCGCAUACGCCAUCGCUUAUCUGGAGCGACUCCUCACUCUCCAUGCCAACCUGACUAAAGGAUUCGGGAUCAUUGGACCAAAGGAAUUCUUUCCUCUUCUGGACUUCGCUUACAUGCCCAAAAACGCUCUGUCUCCAAGUCUUCAGGAGCAGUUGUGUCGACUGUACCCGCGGCUGAAGGUUCUGGCGUUCGGAGCGAAACCCGAAUCGACUCUUCACACGUAUUUCCCCUCGUUCCUGUCCCGAGCUACGCCAAACUGCCCUGAUGCCAUGAAGGCAGAGCUUCUCAACAGUCUGGUAGAGUGUCUGUCUGUAGACGGCCAGAGUUUGAGUGUGUGGAGGCAGUUAUACACCAAACAUCUGCCCCAGUCCAGUUUGUUGUUGGAUCAUCUGUUGAAGUCGUGGAAAACACUUUCACCGAAGUUGAGAAAAAAACUUCAGGAUACGAUUCAGUCCUUCAGAGUGACGAAUGAAGAGCUUCAGACGAGCACAAAGACACAAGAGAUCCGGGACUGCAGCUCGCUCUGUCAGUCUCUGCAGUUAAAGAUGCGCGGUCGGGGUUUCCCGUGGUGGCGCGUGUUGAUGAUGAUGUUGGUGUUUGUUGUGGGCUUCGUCGCACAUGACAUCAGAACUCAGGGGUCAUUCGCAGACUCCACGACAGCUCUGUACCUGGAGAGGUCAGGGGUCACGGCCGCAUCCCAGCAGGCCUGGAGUAAAGUCUCUCUCUACGGUCAGCAGGGUGUCGGUUGGAUGGCGGAGAACACACCGUAUUAUUACUCUCGUGCUGUGGAGGCCGUAGGGCCGCUGCUGGAGGACGGACAGGAGAAGAUCAAGAUCGCUUUUGUCUUCAUCGCACAGAAGAGCUCUGAGCUUUUAGUGUGGCUGCGGGAGAACGUGCCGCUGCUCAUCGAAUGGAUCAACGCGAACACUCCAGACAGCGUGUUUCAGUUUAUAGAAUAUGUGAAGGAGUUGUUGCUGUACAUUCAUCAGCAGUUUAUAGUCCCGUCGCUGCAGUAUUUGUCUACAGCGUUACAGCACGCAUGGAAGAGUUUACAGGACUCCUGCAACGGUGAGGUGACGCUCCACUGCUUACAAGAUCACCUGAAGACUUUCACAAACAUCACCUGGAUUUACCUGCAGGACGCCACAUCUGCGGUGAAGAGCCGAGCGCAGGAGCUGCUGUCCCGGGCUUGAUACACGCAAACACGCACACUUCAAACAGACCCACCCACCUUCUGUUCAUUUUUUUAUUCUUUUCUCAAUGUGCAUGAGGUUUUAUAUCUCUUGUACAGACAGUUUCGGCUUUUAUGCAGAUGUUUUUUCACAUGUUAAUUUUACACGAAGUUGUCAAACCACAGCGAAACGAGAAGAGGCAAGUUUUUUAACACACACACGCACACACACAAAACUGAAGAUCACAUGUGUAUGUGUAGUAGUGUAAACACAGAUGAUGAUGAUAAUGAUGACUACUGCUGCUGUUUACGGAACACUGAAUCUGAUUCCCUUGAUUUUGUUGUUGACUUAUAGAUCGACUCUUGAGUUCUUAUACAAGCUGCAGUCUGUUCUGUGUUUACAAGCGUUGUGUCAGAGAAUCAGUUCUGAAUCAAAGCUGGACUCAGAAUAACGGGGUUGCCAUGGUGACCGCGUGAUAUUAAAAUUCAAUGUAUCAUUUAAAACAGGUGUGUGUCCUAUCUGAUGAGCUGAUUUGUUACUUUGUAAAUGGUUUAUAAAUAAAUAAGACAAUUCUAUUCAGUUCUGCACAA
Molecule: messenger RNA, 2858 nt
Organism: Triplophysa rosa
Lineage: Eukaryota; Metazoa; Chordata; Actinopteri; Cypriniformes; Nemacheilidae
Gene: tmem214
Product: transmembrane protein 214
Exons: 16
Coding region: 259-2289 (676 amino acids)
Cellular component (GO): Golgi apparatus; endoplasmic reticulum
Source: RefSeq, a predicted model, not a curated record